Spodoptera frugiperda (fall armyworm) is the source of this 1786-nucleotide messenger RNA. RefSeq lists its product as uncharacterized. The coding region runs from base 88 to 681 and encodes 197 amino acids. The record is from RefSeq and is a predicted model, not a curated record. The transcript is spliced from 6 exons. NCBI's taxonomy places the organism in Eukaryota, Metazoa, Arthropoda, Insecta, Lepidoptera, Noctuidae.
CAGACUGUGGAAAUCAUUCAUAAAACCGUGGAUUGUUGGCCGUGAAUCACCCCUCAUAAAAAUAACCUGGGAAAGCACCAGUUGAAGAUGGCAGUCAGGCAUUUCAUCAUUAAGGCGCUCUGCGUGACUGUAUGCCUGGCAUAUAAUUCCCCAUCGCCCAAUGAAGAAUCAGCUAGAGAAUUCAUAGAACAUGUCCUAAGGAUCCCAAACCCUGAAAAGAUAUUGAACUCUGCUCGUGGUAGACUUGAGAGGGCUCGACAACAGGAGCUGUUGAGGCAGCGUGUUGCUGAGGCUGACUGUGAAGAUCCUAGCGAGCUGUUACCAGAAUACACAGCGGCCCUUCAAGGUUCACGGGAGCUCAGGCAGCUAGGAGCACAGAAACACUACCCCAUAUGUCAUUUGGAGAGGACAAUCAAGAAGUUGAACACCAACGAAUACGAAUACCGACCAGCGUACUAUGAAGAAGUACGUUGCACCAUGACAUCGAGCGACGAUAUUGGCGAAACUAAUGAGGUCUGCUCGAGUCUCGGAUUGGCGUGCGUCCAAUGGAACAAAACUAUUCAUUUAACAAGAAGACGGUACUCCAGUGACUGUUGGGAGACGAGCACCAUGGUGAUUCCUGCUGGCUGCGAGUGCAUGUGGCCAGUCCAUCGGCUUGGCGACAUGAAUCUAAGAGUUUAACCAGCAAUCCAUGAUGGGCUGUUCCGUCCUCCAAAUCAGCAUGACAUCUGAUCUCUAUUAUCUCUAAAAAACUUAAUAAUUUUCGUGUAUAAAAUAUAAACUUUCUAGUCUAGUAAUUAAGGCUUAGUUGCAUCAAGAAGAAGCAAUAUAUAACCUCUUUCUGUCGACUUUUUUCUUGAAACUAUAAAACUAAACUGUACAUGUUCUGGUGAUGGAUUGAUUUAUUAUUGUUUUUUUUUAAUUUAUAGUUAAUAUGUUUAUAAUUGUUGUACUUAUGGGACCAAUUAAAAAAUGGCUGGUCCAUAUGUGUCAGAUAAAUGAUCAUUCUACGUAAAAAAUGUUCAUGUGUUGUCAUUUAAAAAAGCGUUACUCGCGAUCGCUCACUUACCUAUAUCUAUUAUAUGUAAUAGGUUUCUCGACUACAAAUUGAAUUUAAAGAUUUAAACUAUGAAACAUAUUGUCCGGCUGAGGCAUUUGUGAAUACACUAUCAACAAAAAAGCUGUUCAUUACAUUCUUCCCAUAUUCAAUACCCUUAGUACGAGUUUGCUUUACGUCCAACGAAAAUAAAACGAGAGCACGUUCGGCGCUCUCAUUGGUUGAUUCAUUCGCGCCGGCCAAUCAGAGCGCCGAACGUUUUCGUUCAACGUUAAGCAAACUCGUACUAAUUACUACUGAUUUCAAUUAGUCAGGCAGACAUCACUCUCAAAACAAAACACAUUGUAUCCUAAGCCUAAUUACCUAUUAACCUUUCUAUAUUUACCCAACGGUGUAUAAAACCUUACUUUAUAAUUAUGAUAUUACAAUUAUAUUCUACAUAUACCUAAUUAAAAAGAAAUUGUAUGCUAUUUAUUAAGACAUUUUUAUUUGUUUAAAAAUGUGAGGGCUAUAUUGAUGCAACUAAGCUGGCUAAAAUAUUCAUAAGACUGGUUCAGUGCUAAUGUCCUUAUAAGCUGAACAUUUUUGGUGGAUUACACAAAACUUGAGAGCCUAAGUAAACAUUGCUUGCCCACUUAAAUAUGUAAACAAAACGCAUAUGUAUAUUAAUAUUACUUAAUAUUACGCUAGUCACACCUUUGUACAUACAUUAUAAGGUUUAUGAAUGUC